Molecule: messenger RNA, 2292 nt
Organism: Hydatigera taeniaeformis
Lineage: Eukaryota; Metazoa; Platyhelminthes; Cestoda; Cyclophyllidea; Taeniidae
Source: the annotation of a GenBank genome assembly
AUGGGCCCCUUUGAAAUACCACAUGGUAAAGUGGACAAGCGGCUACCUGAACGGCGUCGGUAUCAUCUCCCUUUCUCAAUUUUCGACAAGUCGGUUGUUCGAUGUGAACACCUUUCUAGAUGGUGGUCACAGCAACGAAGUUCUUUGCCACCCUCAGGAGAUACAUGUGUCAAGCGCUGCUCGCAGGAGCAGUACCCUGAUGAGCAGAAGAAGCUCUGUCUACCCUGCAACGCCAAGUGUUUAGCCCCAUUGAAACCAAACUUCCUUCCUGAUGGCGUCUCGGCGUGCUCUGGACCUGGUGAUUACCUCGGACUUGGGGGAUGUGCCUUCUGUUACUUUGUAAAAAAAGAUAAAGACACCUCCAGGUAUCAGUGUUUGGAUAUGAAAUGCCCACCCGAACACUUCGGCAACGCAACGUUCUUGAAGUAUCUGAACUUGAAGAAGGAGGAGUUAUCCCUGGUUAGCAUGCAAGUGGCAAAUUCGGCUCUCCAAGAAUGCGUUCCCUGCCAUCCUGAAUGUGAGGUCUGUGUCGGUCCAGGAAAUCACAUCUCUGUGUGCCGAAAAUGUCGAAAUUGGAUGUACCGGUCGGAAUGUGUGAAUACUUGUCCUCCUGACGACACCUAUGUGCCGAAUGCAACAGAAAUGGAACACCUCUCGGAAAGGGAAAAACAGAUGCUGGAGAGGCGAGAAUGUCUCCGAUGUCACGAGCAAUGUGCGGGAGGAUGUACAGCCUAUGGACCGGAGUUUUGCAACAACUGUCGCUAUGCAAAAAUUAUGAUUGAUGUGCAGGAAAAUAAGUCCGAACCGCAUUUCGUGACUAGCACUGAUGUAGGGGACAGUAUUGAGUUCAUCUGCAACUCCACAUGCCCGCCCGAGCUCAACAAAAUGGAGAACACCAAUCUCUGUUUGGAUGAGGAACAGUACGAAAAAAUGUCUGGUGCAAAGGUGGCACGUGCCCGAAAUCAGGCCCUCAUAGCAGCUGGAAUUGUCCUCCUAUUCCUUCUCAUCUUCUCUCUUGUAUUUGCUGUUCUCUGCUUCAAUUACAAAGCCAAACGCAGUCGUAUUAAGGAGGCAUUAAAGUCUACCUACACUAAUAUCAAAGCACCGGAUAUGAAGGACGCAAAGUCGAGCAGGGAGCCAAAUAUGGGUCGGUGGGAGAUGAUCAAUAUUGACGACCUGACCUUUGAUGAUCCCAGCAAUCCCAUUGGCAAAGGAGCCUUUGGUGAAGUGUAUAGAGGCAAAUGGCGAGUACCGAAACGAGUGCUAAACCAAUUCAAUUUGGCACGGAACACUUCACUAGACGUGGCGAUCAAAGUGAUUAGAUCAGCUGCACCCACAUCUCAUGGCGGUCCUGCAUCCAAUCUCGGUGCCUCUGGGUCCGACAGCAAUGCCAACACCGUUGAUCGCAUCUCCGCUAGGAGUAACCUCCAGGACAUGCUAACAGAAGCCAAGGGGGAUGAGUAUGCAAUAACUCGUACCACUCCGUACACCCCAUCGCCGGCUCCUUGGACCGAGAUGAAGCCACUGCCGAGUAGUUUUAGAGGCGUGCCAGAUGGCACCUUGGGACCACCCAAUGGUACGGGCUAUGCCUUUAGAUUCCCAGAAGAACCCUUCUUUGAUGAGCACCAACAUCACCGACUCGAAGAGGCUACGGGAGAGGGGAAUGGCAAUGCAGAGUCCGAAUCGCUUCUCCCACAUAGAGUCGGCUACGAUCAUCAUCAGCACCAUCGACGAUUUUUCUCCCAUUCAAAUGAUACGACAAGACUGCGGCAAAACGGACGACAGGAACGUGGUCCAACUACUGGCGCAUCUACCAAUACUUCCGUGGCAUCGACAAAUUUGGAUUCAUGGCCGACUGGAAGUGGGACAGGGUCAAACGCCACCUUCCCUGUCUUGGAUCGUAAUCAACAGCAGCAACAACAGCCAAAGUACUACAAUACCUCCGCUUUUUUGGCCAGUGGUACUUACGGACCUUUAGUUAGACCACCCUCUCCACCGCCGGCGCCACCUUCGGUUCCACCGCCUCUUGCGCAAGUGGAACGUGAUGAUGACUUGGACACGAUGGGAAGUGGAAUCAAAGACGCUGAGAUUAAUUACCUUUCCUCUCUAGAGACGUCUAUGGACGGUGAUGAAGCAGUGGGUGGAGGACAAAGACCACUGCAACCAGAAGAUUACCUAGAACCGAGAGCAAGUGCCACUGGUAGGAAACAGCCAGGAGGUCUUAACGCCGUUGGGAAUCCCAACUACUUCGCCGAUAAUCAAGAAUACUUCCAACCUACCGGCCCCAUUUAA